Messenger RNA from Fusarium verticillioides 7600, 564 nucleotides. Its product is annotated as beta-lactamase. The transcript is spliced from 3 exons. Bases 1 to 564 code for a protein of 187 amino acids. Lineage: Eukaryota; Fungi; Ascomycota; Sordariomycetes; Hypocreales; Nectriaceae. The record is from RefSeq and is a predicted model, not a curated record.
AUGGUAGUGACGACUGAUAUCUCAGCUUUCCCGUUUGACUGGGAAGCUCUUGGUUUUCCGAAGCUGUUGAAAAAUAACAAGAUUCCAUCUUGCAAAGGUAACCCAGGAGCUCCAGUCUACACCCGAAAUGACUUCCUCCAUAUCUUCAAGUCCUACCGGCCUCCCGAGUACGAACCUAGCCAGUCACCAGUCUACUCCAAUGCGGGAAUCAGCCUUGUCGUUGAGGCAGCGUCUAACAAGGUCUUCGACGCCGCCAUCAAGGAUUUGGUCCUGAAACCACUAGAUCUCAAGCCAACAUACUCAGGUAUCGUCCCAGAGAACUCAGAGAACAUGUUAAUUGUGGCUGGAAGUGCUGACUGGGACGCUGAUAUCGGCAUCAUUGCUCCUGCCCGCGCCGUAGGCUCUAGCGACGCCGAUAUGCUAUCUUUCAUAACCAGUACCCUCAAAAACAAAGCUCUCUCUCCAUCAAACACCCACCGCUGGCUCAAGCCAGACACUUUCACAUCGACUUGGAGCGCUUCAGUCGGGUCGCCUUGGGAGAUUUAUCGUGUCGACAACAUCUGA